UAUAAUUUGAGUACUCAAUGUCUGAACUUUCCUUUUUAAUUAUUUUAAUUAAUCCAUAGACCCGCAUUAAUACCCAUCCACGUGUCUAAUGCUUCUUUAUAAUAUUAUCUAUGAAAAAUGCUUUUAAAUCACAUCAUAUAUAUGAAAUCAUCGACUCUGUCUUUUUACGUAAUAAUCUGCAGUUCAAAAAAGAAAUCACUGAUAAUCUCGUUACAAGAAAUUAUAAUUUCUCCUAGGUUACAGAAGGUGGCGGUCAAGGUCAAGUUCCACGUCCACGUUGUCAACGUUCGAAAUAGCCCUUAAAUCAUUUUGAUUAACCCCGCACUAAUACCCAUUCACGUGUCCAAUGCUUCGCGGUUAAAUUCUUAAUACAACGACUUCUCCUCUGCCACCCUGCUGUUCCAUAAUCCUUCCAUUCUCUCUCUUGCAGGAUCUUGCCGCCUGCAGUUUUAGCAGUUGGCUUCGUCGGAGAAACCAACGACGAAGCUCUACAUUUUUAACUGCGGCUCUUUGCCUUAAACUCGCUGUCGUUUCUCCGGUUGCUCCGUUGAUAGCCAACUUCUUCUUGCACACAUUAAAUGCCAAUCCUUUUUCUUUUAUUCUCUAUUACGUGUUUGUAUAAUACUAUUUGAUAGUUCUUGGUCCUUAGCACAUCAUAUGAUGGCGGAGACGACUCCGGCUACCGGAAUAUAUCUUUAUGGGGACCUUGAUUUGAAGAUAAUUGAAGCUCGGCGGUUGCCCAACAUGGAUUCGCUGUCGGAGCGUAUUCGCCGGUGUUUUGUCACCUUUAACAAGUGCCGGAAACCUGAGGACGAGAGUCCACACCAGCGUAAAAUCAUCACCAGCGACCCUUACGUAACGGUUUGCCUUGCGGGAGCCACGGUGGCUCGCACGCGCGUCAUUUCCAACUCCCAACAUCCAUUCUGGAACGAGCAUUUUAAUAUUCCGGUCGCUCAUCCGGCCAGCCACGUGGAGUUUCACGUCAAAGACAAUGACGUCUUUGGCGCCGAUUUGAUUGGAGUUGCAACCGUUCCGGUUGAGAAGAUCGUUUCUGGCGAAACGAUCAGCGAUUGGUUUCCUAUAAUCUCUCCUUGCGGGAAACCGCCGAAGCCAGAUUCUGCUGUUCGAGUUGAAAUGAAAUUCAUGCCAUGCAAGGAGAAUCCGUUGUACCAAUACGGCAUCGCCGCGAGUCCGAAUGAUUUUGGCAUUCAAAAUUGCUAUUUCCCUGUCCGGCACGGUAGUUCCGUUACGCUGUAUCAAGACGCGCACGUGCCGAACUCUUUGUUGCCGGAUAUUGAAUUGGAGAACGGCGACGUAUAUAAGCACGAGAAAUGCUGGGAGGAUAUUUGUCACGCAAUACUAGAGGCGCAUCAUAUGGUGUAUAUAGUGGGUUGGUCGAUUUAUCAUAAGGUGAAAUUAGUAAGGGAGCCCACAAGGCCAUUGCCAAGCGGUGGCAAUUUGAAUCUGGGGGAUUUGCUAAAGUACAAAUCGCAAGAAGGUGUUAGAGUACUGUUGCUGGUUUGGGACGAUAAGACUUCCCAUAGCAAGUUUUUCAUUAAUACGGUGGGUAAUAUCUCUUUUUGGAUUUGGUUCCUUAUGCCACUUUUUCAUCCUCUUUAUCGGAGAGGAGUGAUGCAAACGCAUGAUGAAGAAACGCGCAAGUUUUUCAAGUAUUCUUCUGUUAAUUGUGUGUUAUCGCCGCGUUAUGCCUGCAGUAAGCUUAGCAUUUUCAAGCAACAGGUUGUUGGGACCCUCUUUACACAUCAUCAGAAAUGUGUGAUUGUUGAUACUCAAGCAUCUGGAAAUAAUCGGAAGAUAACUGCUUUUAUAGGAGGUCUUGAUCUUUGUGACGGCCGCUAUGAUACACCAGAACAUCGGUUGUUUCAGGAUCUUGACACUGUAUUUCAGGAUGAUUAUCAUAAUCCAACAUUUUCUGCAGGAACCAAGGGUCCACGGGAACCAUGGCAUGAUUGGCAUUGCAAAAUUGAAGGACCUGCUGCAUAUGAUAUUCUUACAAACUUUGAGCAACGUUGGAAAAAAGCCUCAAAAUGGUCAGAAUUUGGACAACGUUUUAAAAGGGCAACUCAUUGGAAUGAUGAUUCUUUAAUAAAGUUGGCUCGAAUAUCAUGGAUACUUAGUCCUGGCCCUUCAAUUCCAAAUGAUGAUCCUAAGCUAUGGGUGUCCAAUGAAGAGGAUCCUGAAAACUGGCAUGUUCAGGUAUUCCGGUCUAUAGAUUCAGGAUCCUUGAAAGGGUUUCCCAAAGAUGUUUAUCAAGCUGAGGCUCAGAACCUUGUUUGUGCUAAAAGUCUGGUGAUUGAUAAGAGCAUUCAAACAGCAUACAUUCAUGCAAUCAGAUCUGCCCAACACUUCAUAUAUAUCGAGAAUCAAUAUUUCAUUGGAUCAUCAUAUGCAUGGCCAUCUUACAAAGAAGCAGGGGCUGAUAAUCUAAUUCCUAUGGAGUUGGCAUUGAAGAUUACUAGUAAAAUCAGAGCAAAAGAGAGAUUUGCUGUUUAUGUUGUCAUACCAAUGUGGCCUGAGGGUGUUCCCACUUCAGUCUCUGUGCAAGAAAUUCUUUUUUGGCAGGGACAAACAAUGCAAAUGAUGUACGAUGUCAUAGCAAAAGAAUUGAAAGCUAUGAAUCUUGAGAAUCUACAUCCACAAGACUACCUGAAUUUUUAUUGUCUUGGUAAUAGGGAAGAACCAUCCAAAGAAUUUUUGGAUUUAAGUGAUAAACCUUCCAAUUCUGUAGAAGUGGAUUCAGCCUCUCAAAAAUAUCGACGUUUUAUGAUUUAUGUACAUGCCAAGGGAAUGAUUGUAGAUGAUGAAUAUGUUAUAUUGGGUUCUGCCAAUAUUAAUCAACGGUCUUUGGCUGGUUCAAGAGAUACCGAAAUAGCAAUGGGUGCAUACCAGCCCAGUCACACUUGGGGCAAUAAGAGGAGGCAUCCGCGAGGCCAGGUAUUUGGAUACAGAAUGUCACUCUGGGCAGAACAUUUGGGAUUGGUUGAUAGAUUGUUUGAAGAGCCUGAAACUUUGGAUUGCGUCAAGACUGUGAACAAGGUCGCUGAGGAUAACUGGAGGAGGUUCACAGAGAAGGAAUUUUCACCAUUGCAGGGGCAUCUCCUUAAAUACCCUUUGGAGGUAGACAGUAAUGGCAAAGUAAGCCCCUUCCCUGGACAAGAAAAUUUCCCAGACGUCGGUGGAAAGGUUCUUGGAGCCCGCUCGACCCUUCCGGAUUCAUUAACUACAUAGCAAGUCCAGGCUUUUGUUUCUAGUUCAUACGGACGGUUAAGUGGCAGGCUAUAGUUUAUACUGAUUCAAAGCUCAGCUAGAGACUAUAGGAGCCUUUUGGGAGUCUUAAAUUGAAUGUACUCGGGGCUGCUUCUAAGUUACUGCCAAAGCUGGUGUGUGGAGCACAAUGCCAUUGUAUCAUUAUGUUUGUAGAGAAUGACUGGAAUAGAAAAAUUGAUAAUCGAUGAAUUCAGCCUCUAAUUUAGGCAAAGCAUAGCUUCAGAAAUAGGAUUUCCCCUCAUUUAGAGUUGUGUUUCCGGUGCCCCUACGAGGGAGAAUUCGAAUUUGACCAGAGUUUUCCAUGUUUAUAUUUCCUACUUGAUUUCAUACUA
Messenger RNA from Hevea brasiliensis (rubber tree), 3620 nucleotides. Its product is annotated as phospholipase D delta-like. Gene Ontology annotation, biological process: phosphatidylcholine metabolic process; phospholipid catabolic process. Gene Ontology annotation, molecular function: D-type glycerophospholipase activity; calcium ion binding. The transcript has 10 exons. Gene Ontology annotation, cellular component: plasma membrane. NCBI's taxonomy places the organism in Eukaryota, Viridiplantae, Streptophyta, Magnoliopsida, Malpighiales, Euphorbiaceae. The coding region runs from base 658 to 3249 and encodes 863 amino acids. The record is from RefSeq and is a predicted model, not a curated record.